CGAAACCGUCAUGCCCUGCCCGCUCAAUAUAGCAGAAAAUACCAUUAUUAUUGAGCCGGGGUCAUACUAUUUGAAGAUUGGAAAACUUUGUGGGCCUCCUCCCAAAAAGCUACAUCAUUGUAUUGCCCGUCGCCUCGCUGUCAAAAGAAAGGCCGGAAAUGUUCCCCUAAUUGCUGGUCGGAAAGUCAUGUUCGGGGAGGAAGUUACCAAAACCUCGCUGUGGUCGGAUAUUCGCGGUUUAUUCUCCCUCACCCUGGAUAGUGGUGUGUCUGCUAAUGAUGCUGACAUUCAUACUAUUUCCGUGGAACGUUCCGAUCAGUCCAAAUUCGUGGGUAAGACUGACGAUGGAGGAGAAUUUGUCGUCUUUGGUGACGCUCUACUAUUGGCUUCCAAUCCACACUAUCAGAUGACCUGGCCCAUAGCAAAUGGAUUUUUUCGGGACGGGGCCAAUUAUUCCUCAGUCGUACAAGAUCUAGAAGACAUAUGGUGCAUGGCCCUGGAAAAGCAACUCGGCAUAAAUCGAUCUGAUUUUUCUUCCUAUCGGGUUAUUCUCGUCAUUGGUGAUGUCUUCAGACGCCACGAAGUGCGAUAUUUAGCCGACAUGCUUUUACAAAAACUUGGGUUCAGCCAUCUUUUCGUUCAUCAGUCUGCGGUGUGUGCAACCUAUGGUCUGGGAGUCACAACAGCUUGUGUUGUCGAUAUUGGGGAGCUGAAAACCUCGGUUUGUUGCGUGGACAACGGAAUUUCUCCACCGGACGCUCGGGUCGUGCUCUCAGUUGGCAGGAACAGUGUGUUGCGUACUUUCCACGGAAUUUCGUUACCCAGUGGAAUCACGAAAGGAAAUGGAGACUACGUCGAUUUUGACUACACCCUCGCCUCCGAUGUAAAUGCUCUUCGUACGUGGUUGACUGAUGCAGAACGUUCCGCUCAUAGCCUGAUUUCUCAGCUUGGUCAGUUGGAAAAGCAAGAUCCUCAGCUCAGGGAACCUACCACCGAUCAACGGUUUGAACUCACUUUUGGAAAUUGUGAGCUGCACUUUACCGUUCCACUUCGUGUUGGCGCUGUCAUCUACGCAAAUCUUUUACCAUUUCGUCAAAUAAGUCUCGCCGCUGAUCCUAUUCGACUAGACAGGCCUUCGAUCUAUCAUGAGUGUCAAAUGUCCCCGCUUGACGCUGCCCAACCGGAUGAUCCUUUUGACGAUCUGUACAUAAAUAUGACAACACGAGAACGUCGUAAGCGUGGUGGAGGCCAAGGGGCUAUGUCAGCUGAUACCGUUGGCAAUGAUGCCACCGCGGAUGUCAGAAUGGAUCGGUUGGAACCAGACGUUGCAGAAGUCCAACCCACGCCAAUAAACGAUACCCAAAUUUCCCUGCCGGCUCGAUCCACCGCUUUCGAAUCACUGCCCAGCGCUAUCUGGUGGAGCAUUUACCAGUGCGCUUUCACGGUCAGUGCACAAUCGACUUCAGAAGCAGGUACUUUGGCCUACCCGAUGGCACCAGUUAGUCAAGCCUCCGCAGAAGAACUUCGGCGACGCCUCCUCCGAUGUGUGGUUCUUAUCGGAGGAGGUUCCUGUGGACCUGGUGGUUGUUGGUUGGCAAAAUGGCUCACUUCAGAACUGAGCAGUUUGCUUGCAUCCACAUUCUCAAUCAACGCCCCCAUGGAGGAUGUUAAUCGUCCUCCUGUGGAGGUCGUCACAUUUGAUGAUCAAUCUGAUCUGGCCUGGUACGGGGCACGGUUGUUGCUGACAGCUGAUUCAUCCAGCGAUAUGUGGAUCACUCAGUCGGAAUGGAGAAAGUAUGGUUCACGUACCUUACGCGAGAAGGCUCCGUUCCUGUGGUGAACCGGGAGGCAAAAAGAUUGUACAUAAUACUGUAUAAUAAACUUGUUUUUACAUUUUC
Molecule: messenger RNA, 1898 nt
Organism: Opisthorchis viverrini
Lineage: Eukaryota; Metazoa; Platyhelminthes; Trematoda; Opisthorchiida; Opisthorchiidae
Exons: 4
Coding region: 11-1840 (609 amino acids)
Biological process (GO): double-strand break repair; regulation of DNA-templated transcription
Cellular component (GO): Ino80 complex
Source: RefSeq, a predicted model, not a curated record